AUGUCCACCCCACCUCACGAUGAGGCCUACGGCGACCCCUUCGCAGAUCGCCCUCGCCAACUCAAUUUCCAAGAGCCCACGCGUCCUUAUGAGAGUACAGCUUCCUUGAACCAACCGUUUGAGAGUACUACCACUCUUCCUCGCGAGUUUGGCGGCAAUAACUAUCCAGAUGAAGAUCUCGCUGAAAAAAUUCCCUUGACUGGUGGAGAUAGCUAUGCCAGAGGCGGUUACUACCCGCCAGGACCCGUCGAUCCCAACGCCUAUGGUGAUCCCUACUCUCGCCCGUUGUCGUCGAUGUCCACAUCGACCAACGGUGUGGACACCGCUUGGAGGCGCCGCCAGACCAUCAAGCGUGGUGUGACCAAGAAGGUCAAGCUUACCAAGGGUAAUUUCAUCACCGAAUACCCUGUUCCUACCCCGGUCUAUACCGCCAUCGAGGCCAAGUACCGUAACACCAACACCACCGAGUUUUCGCAUAUGCGUUAUAGCGCAGCUACAGUCGACCCUGACGAUUUCUCUGAGGCCGAUGGCUGGUCGCUCCGGACCAAGAUGUACAACCGCCAAACUGACAUGCUGAUUGCUGUCACCUCCUACAAUGAAGACAAAACUCUGUAUGCCCGUACCCUGCACGGUGUUAUGUUGAACAUUCGCGACAUCUGCAAGACUAAGCAGUCAAAAUACUGGCGUCGCGCUGCCGAGGAGGGCAUGCCUGGCUGGCAGCGCAUCACCGUUGCUCUCAUCGUUGAUGGUCUUGAGGCUAUGGACAAGAGUGUCUUGGAUAUCUUGGCUACUGUGGGUGUGUAUCAAGAUGGUGUCAUGAAGAAGCAAGUCGACGGGAAGGACACAGUGGCGCAUAUUUUUGAGUACACGACUCAGCUGUCCGUGGACUCAACCCCGCAGCUGGUCCUCCCUCAUGAGAACGAUCCCAACAACCUUGUCCCAGUGCAGAUCAUCUUUGUGCUCAAGGCAAAGAACCAGAAGAAGAUCAACUCUCACAGAUGGCUGUUCAAUGCCAUCGGUAAAAUUCUUCAGCCUGAAACUUGUGUCCUGAUUGAUGCUGGAACUAAACCCGGCCACAAGUCCAUCUACUACCUUUGGGAAGCAUUUUACAACGAUCCUCACCUUGGCGGAUGCUGUGGUGAAAUUCAUGCCAUGAUUGAGGGUGGUAGGAAGCUGCUUAACCCUCUGGUUGCUGCCCAAAACUUUGAAUAUAAAAUGUCCAACAUUCUCGACAAACCCUUGGAGAGUUCUUUCGGCUACGUCUCUGUGCUUCCUGGUGCCUUCUCUGCAUACCGCUACCGGGCUAUUCUCGGCCGGCCGCUCGAGCAGUACUUCCACGGUGACCAUUCCCUCGCAGACAGACUGGGCCCGAAGGGUAUCUAUGGAAUGAACAUCUUCACCAAGAACAUGUUCUUGGCUGAGGAUCGUAUCCUCUGCUUCGAGUUGGUUGCCAAGGCGGGAGACAGGUGGACGCUAACGUACGUCAAGCCUUCUAAGGCUGAGACAGACGUACCGGAGUCCGCCGUUGAGCUCAUCGGUCAGCGGCGUCGUUGGUUAAAUGGGUCUUUUGCUGCAACGGUUUAUGGUCUUGUCAACUUCUUCAAGCUCUAUCGCUCAGGUCACGGUAUCAUUCGGAUGUUCUUCUUCCAUAUCCAAUUUGCCUACAACAUAUUUUCUCUCAUCUUCUCCUGGUUCUCGCUUGCGAACAUCUGGUUGACGUUCAGCAUCAUUAUUGAUCUUUGCCCGUCUGUUAACAUCAUCAUUUUCGGCACCGCCGAUAUCACACAUUGGGUCAACUUAGCAUUCAAAUGGAUUUAUCUUGCUUUCCUCGCACUACAGUUCGUUCUAGCUCUGGGUAAUCGGCCAAAGGGUGAACGGGCGGCAUACACCAUCACUCUAUGGCAUCUCAGGGUAUACGCCUUCUUUGCUGUGUAUUUGCUCGUGUGUUCGUUCUGGUUGACCGGCAAAGCCUUCGCCAAUAUCCCGAAAGAACUGGAGAACAAGACCAGCACGCAAAUUAUCGUCACCUUCUUCACUCCACCAGUAGGUGCUCUGAUUGCCGCCAUGGUAUCGACAUUUGGCAUCUACUUCUUCGCUUCGUUCCUUUACCGUGACCCGUGGCACAUGUUCUCAAGUUUCUUCCAAUACCUUUGCUUGGCUCCCAGCUUCACGAAUGUGUUGAACGUCUACGCAUUCUGUAACUUGCACGAUGUGUCUUGGGGUACGAAAGGUAGUGACAAAGCCGAGGCCUUGCCUUCCGUCAAGUCUUCGAAAGGCAAGGAUGCCGAUGCGGGCGUCGUCGAGGACACACACCGUAUCCAAGAAGACGUAGACGCAGCGUUCAAGGAGACCGUCACCCGUGCUGUCACCAAGGUGGAGGUCAAGGAAGUACCUGAGAAGCCCACCAUGGAUGACGAGAACAAGACCUUCCGAACUCGUCUUGUCGCCAUGUGGAUGAUUACAAAUGCUGGCCUCGCUGUUGCCAUUGAGAACAUCAAUGGUCUCUCUACGCCCCAGACUGCUGUCGAGGAUCAGACUGAACUCCGGACGAAGCAAAACUUCUACUUUGCUGUCAUCUUAUACUCGACAUUCGGUAUUUCUGUUGUGCGGUUCGCCGGCUGUCUCUUCUACUUCUUCAAGCGCAACCUUUUCAGGUGCUGCCGCAGGAAUUAA
This is a messenger RNA of Coniophora puteana RWD-64-598 SS2, 2673 nucleotides long. RefSeq names its product glycosyltransferase family 2 protein. NCBI's taxonomy places the organism in Eukaryota, Fungi, Basidiomycota, Agaricomycetes, Boletales, Coniophoraceae. The record is from RefSeq and is a predicted model, not a curated record. Gene Ontology annotation, cellular component: cell septum; cell periphery. The transcript has 15 exons. The coding region runs from base 1 to 2673 and encodes 890 amino acids. Gene Ontology annotation, molecular function: chitin synthase activity.